Molecule: messenger RNA, 888 nt
Organism: Miscanthus lutarioriparius
Lineage: Eukaryota; Viridiplantae; Streptophyta; Magnoliopsida; Poales; Poaceae
Source: the annotation of a GenBank genome assembly
AUGAACAUGGACGGCGACAACGGCCUUGCCUGCCUCACCAAGAUCUCCUCCGCGUCCUCGGCGUCCACGGUCUCGCCGCUGCCCCACAUGUUCGUCAUCAAGGACCUGGUGGUGGACAUGACCAACUUCUACAGCCAGUACAAGAGCGUCGAGCCGUGGCUCAAGCGCAAGGACCCGCCGCCGCAGCAGGGCAAGGAGAUCCCGCAGACCAAGGCCGACCGCGCCAAGCUCGAUGGCAUGUAUGAGUGCAUCCUCUGCGCCUGCUGCUCCACCUCCUGCCCAUCCUACUGGUGGAACCCCGAGGAGUACCUCGGCCCUGCCGCGCUGCUCCACGCCAACAGGCUUCCGCUGUGGGGGACGCUUAUCAAACCAAAACUCAACAUGUUCAUGCACCUUCAAGCUCGAGGAUAUCACGGGGUGUCAGAGAAGAGAAACCUGCGGGACCACAAACGUAGAUUGCUUGCAGAAAAAUAUGAGCUGAGGGGAAAGCUGUAUAAGGCUGUCUGUAGGGACCCUGAUCUUCCAUUGGAUAUGCGGGAGAAGUUCCGCUAUAAGUUGUCCAAGUUGCCAAGAAAUAGCUCCAUGACACGCCUUAGAAACCGUUGCAUUUUCACAGGCCGGUCUCGCGCUGUAUACAAGAAAUUCCGCAUGUCCCGUAUUGUGUUCCGCACAUUGGCGAACAAGGGUGAACUGACGGGCGUAAAGAAAGCAUCGUGGUGGAUACAGGACAGCCGUGACCAGUUCACCAAGGAGCGCCUGGACGCCAUCAACGACGAGUUCAAGCUCUAUCGCUGCCACACCAUCAAGAACUGCACGCAUGCCUGUCCCAAGGGCCUGAACCCGGCAAAGCAGAUCGACACGAUCAAGAAGCUCCAGUUGGACGCCUGA